UGCACAUGACAUCACCGUGCCUGCAAGAGGGCAAGCACUCGUCAAGACUGACCUCGCAGUCGCCAUUCCCCUGGGGACUUACGCUCGAGUGGCUCCUCGCUCUGGCCUCGCCCUGAAGCAUUCCAUCAACGUGGGAGGCGGCGUGGUUGAUUACGAUUACCGAGGAAAUGUGGGAGUGAUUCUCUUCAAUCAUUCUGACAACGACUUCCCUGUGAAGGUCGGCGACAGAGUUGCACAGCUGAUCCUAGAGCGAAUAAUGACUCCUGAUGUUGUGGAGGUGGAAGAGCUGGAUGAGACCACACGGGGUGCUGGAGGGUUCGGCUCCACAGGUGGCAGUGACGCUUUGAAGCAUACAUAG
This is a messenger RNA of Closterium sp. Naga37s-1, 358 nucleotides long. The record is from the annotation of a GenBank genome assembly. NCBI's taxonomy places the organism in Eukaryota, Viridiplantae, Streptophyta, Zygnematophyceae, Desmidiales, Closteriaceae.